UUGGACUCUGAUAAAGAAGAGCAGAGGGCCAGAGGUCUCCAGCAGUGGUUGGCAUCCUUACCCUCUCCGUCUUUAGGGGAUCAAAGCUCUGCAGACCUGCAAUUAACAGUGGGGGCACUCAUUGUCGAAGAAAUGAGAGCAGCUGUGGAGAAACACACAGGUUUCCAAUGUUCAGCAGGGAUAUCCCACAACAAGGUUCUGUCAAAACUAGCCUGUGGUCUGAACAAACCUAACAGACAAACUGUUCUGCCUUUGGACUCAGUGGGUGAACUCUUCAACUCUUUGCCUAUCAGCAAGAUUCGUAACCUGGGAGGGAAGCUGGGUGCUUCGAUUACAGAAACUCUUGGAGUAGGGAACAUGGGAGAUCUUACUCGCUUCUCUCAGGCCCAGCUGGCACAACACUUUGGGGGGAAAACAGGCCAGUGGCUGUAUGACUUAUGUCGGGGGAUCGAGUUUGAAGCUGUGAAACCCCGACAGCUUCCCAACCAGUGGCUGUAUGACUUAUGUCGGGGGAUCGAGUUUGAAGCGGUGAAACCCCGACAGCUUCCCAAGUCCAUUGGCUGCAGUAAAAACUUUCCUGGGAAGACGUCGCUGGCCACCAAAGAUCAGGUGCAAUACUGGCUUCAUCAACUUGCUCUGGAGUUGGAGGAGAGGCUUACCAAAGACAGAGAAUCGAAUGGUCGAGUAGCAAAGUUACUGACCGUCGGGGUGCGCCAGCUUGGUGAUAAGAGACCGAGCAGCUUCUCCCGAUGCUGUGCGUUGGUUCGCUAUGAGGCAGCCAAAUUAUCCACCGACAGCUUUGCCAUUAUCAAGAGUCUGAACAUAGCCGGAAACCAUCAGGCAGCAUGGACUCCACCUCUCACCCUGCUGCACAUCUCAGCCAGCAAGUUCAGCGACGCUCCCUCAGCUGGCGGGAUUGCGGGCUUUCUCUCCAGUGACGUCACUUCAACUCAGAGUGUUUUCUCUGCUUCUCAGUCGUCCAGUCAGUCACGCUCUGAGCUGAGAAAUGGCUCUCCAUGCAAACAACCUGGCUCCAUUCAAUCCUUCUUUCAUAGGGUUGCUGAGAAGCAAAAGCAGGUUGGGAAGCUUGCUGAAGAGGAAGAUGAAUGUGAAAGUGUCAAAGAAGACCCCCUACCUUCUACCCUUGAUAGAGGUUCUGGCACUGAUAGUAAACUGGAAGCAGAAAUCAGCCCCCCAGUGUCCUCUAACACAAGUUCGUUUCACUCUAGAAUGGGUGCAGAAAGCCUCCACAUGUCCUUUUUUCACAAGAAGAACCUCGAGAGAAAUUCGCUGGUCUCGGCGACGACUUCGACCAAACCUGAAUCAGGACAGAAACAUGCGCUCAUCCGUGAUAAUAAAAGUGAAGAAGCUGAUGGUGGCACAAAGUAUGACUCAGAGCAAAUAUCUUGUGAAGAAGACGGAGACGAGCAAGAGAUCAAUCCAGAGGUAACUCCCCCUCCGGCCAAUGUGGCCAAAGAAGACAUGUUAACCUGUGACCGCUGCGGUCAAGAGGUGCUGGUCUGGGAAAUGCCCGAGCACAAUGACUAUCACUUUGCCCUGGACCUCCAAAACUCACUGUCUUCAUCCACUGUCACCUCUUCCUCUCUGACAUCGUCCUCCUCCAGUGCCUCCCUUACUCCACUUAGAGCAGGAAACACAACCCAGUCCUCACGGGGCAAGACAAAAACCAGAGGUCAGUCAGGACCUGUGGCGAAAAGAUUCCGUAGCCACGGUGCAAGUACGGGCACCCUGGAUUCUUUUUUCAAGAAGAACUGAAGGUUCAGGACAGGUGUUGUUACAGUAACUUAUUAUGCGUAUAUAAAGGACAAACUUCUUAAAAGACAAUGUGAUUUGUGACUGCAUAUUGUAAGACUCUCUCAAAGUCAAAGUUUGAUGACACCGUAAAACAAAUUAAAGAGAUGAUUUAUUUAUUUAUUUUGGCUCACCUUUUUUCCAUUUAAAGCAGAAACUCAGUAAUUUUUAAAGGGU
Molecule: messenger RNA, 1989 nt
Organism: Menidia menidia (Atlantic silverside)
Lineage: Eukaryota; Metazoa; Chordata; Actinopteri; Atheriniformes; Atherinopsidae
Source: the annotation of a GenBank genome assembly